Lindgomyces ingoldianus is the source of this 1021-nucleotide messenger RNA. RefSeq lists its product as uncharacterized. The transcript has 2 exons. Bases 1 to 780 code for a protein of 259 amino acids. The record is from RefSeq and is a predicted model, not a curated record. Lineage: Eukaryota; Fungi; Ascomycota; Dothideomycetes; Pleosporales; Lindgomycetaceae.
AUGCCAAAUCCAACUUUAGUCUUGAACCACCUCCUUCCUCUUAAUGCCCUCGGAUUGGGUUAUCUUACAUUAUACCCUCAGGAUCCAGCACAGGACUCGUAUCUGCCUGAUCCAGACUCGUUUUCGGACAGUGAUGUCAUCACGCAACACCUCGAGAACUUUAGCCACAUCCUUGAUCGAACCACCAUCUCACGAUUUCACGCCUUUUUAUCAAGCGCAAUUCGCUCUGCAUACAGUAAUAAAAAUGUUUCCGAGAUUGACAUAGCCUCCGCUCUCUGUGUCACUCGUCAACUGAGGAACACCGAAGGGAUUUUCCGGAAGAUCUGCCAAUUACCAUCUGCUAGGCGAUGGUUGGAGCGCGCAAUCAGGAGAAGACAGCAUGUCUAUCUAGUUGUUGGGUUGAAAACGUUGACGGACGCCCGUAUUAGUCAAGGGAAAUCGCGAGCAAUAGAGGCUGAAGCAGAAGUCAAGGUACCCACAACGCUGGCGGCUGCGGCAAGUGGGGUCGUAUUGCCGUUGGGAGAUCUUUUGGACGUGAGCGCAGGAUUGUCCCACCAAAAGCAGGAUAACGAAAAAAUAAGCUUCGUUGCACCUGGAGAGCAAAUAUUUGCUGUCCAAUAUCGCAAGAUUGAGUUUGCAAGAUUUUCGGGUCGGGAUAUCGAUAAAGCCUCUCUUGAGCUUGGCAACACUUGGAAAAUCUACGUCGAGGCGAGAGGAGGGGAAGAGGAGGCGGAGGAAGUCGUCCAUGCGAAGAGUGCCUUUCGAGAGUUUCGUCCUUGAUCACGAAGAACUUUAUUAUCUCUUUUAAUCUCAAUAGCAUCAUAUCGCAUUCCAAUGGACAGAAAAGAGUAAUGAACGGCUAGAUUUCUCAAAAGCGGGUGGCAGCGACUUGCUGUAAAGAUCGCCACCCGGCUCCUCUCCAUCUAUUCUAGGCAGCGUUCUGCUUUUCUUAUAGUUACUGACAUUUGCCGCAAAAACUCACAGAUUAUGCUUCAACUGAGUGCUCUGAGCGAAGUAGUAA